Ylistrum balloti is the source of this 1317-nucleotide messenger RNA. RefSeq names its product neuronal acetylcholine receptor subunit alpha-6-like. Gene Ontology annotation, molecular function: transmembrane signaling receptor activity; neurotransmitter receptor activity; extracellular ligand-gated monoatomic ion channel activity. Gene Ontology annotation, biological process: regulation of membrane potential; signal transduction; nervous system process. Lineage: Eukaryota; Metazoa; Mollusca; Bivalvia; Pectinida; Pectinidae. Bases 1 to 1317 code for a protein of 438 amino acids. Gene Ontology annotation, cellular component: neuron projection; synapse; membrane. The transcript has a single exon. The record is from RefSeq and is a predicted model, not a curated record.
AUGUUGUGGUUACUAGUGCUUGCGUAUAUUUCUGUGUCAAACGCAGCUACACAUGAGGAUUACAGAUUGCUUCACCAAACAUUGAUGACAAACUAUACCAAAGUACUGCGUCCGACGUUUAACUCGUCCAUUCCAACGACAGUGGACAUUGGAUUUUAUCUUCUCUCGUUAAAGGAAUUUGAAGAGAAGUCAAGCAAAUUUUCUGUUGUUGGAGCGUUUUCAAUGACCUGGCAUGAUUUUCAAUUGGUAUGGAAUCCUGAUAAUUAUGGUGGAAUUGAAUAUACAUUUUUUCCGCAGAGCUCUUUGUGGAAACCUGACAUCCUUCUUGUGAAUCCUUAUGAGAAACUUCAAUCUCCCGGUUUUGACGAUCUAAAGAUCUUAGUUCGGAAAGAUGGAAUCGUGAAUUGGUCUCCACCUGACAUUUAUGAUGUCACAUGUCCAUCAGAUGUAACAUAUUAUCCUUUUGAUCAGCAAAUAUGUUCAUUGCAUUUCGCAGUAUAUAUGCAUACCACAUAUGAAGUCUUUUUAGAGCCAAGGUCUCCUUACAUUAAUUUAGACUAUUAUUCACCCAACAGUCUUUGGGAUGUGAAAAACGCCAAUUUGAUUGUUGAUCCUGUCUUCACAACACAAACGCUGAUACUGGAAACCGUACUGCAGAGAAGACCAAUGUUUCAAGUUAUAAAUACGAUAGUACCGUUCAGUAUUUUAGGAUUGUUGAAUAUAAUGGUGUUCCUUCUUCCUGCCGAGUCUGGGGAACGUGUUGGCUUUUCCGUGACUGUUCUUUUGGCUGUUGCCGUGUUUAUGACCAUUGUGGCCGACACUUUGCCGGGAACCAGCGAACCUUCUUUCCCUCGGUUGUGUUAUCUAUUGACAGCAGAGCUCUGUGUCAAUACCUUUGUGACAAUUUGUACCAUUUUGGUCUCGAGACUGCAUCAUAAACCAAAGCACCAUACCAUUCCAUCAUGGCUGCAAAACAUGAUAUGUAAAGGUGGCUGUUUUAAAACUAAAACAGACCUAAGUAGUAUCGAUAAAAAACACACUGAACAGGAUCUGAACAAUGGAGACAUCGUUUGUUUGGGUGACUCUUCGACAAAAACUCGGAAAGCUGAGAAAACUGACACAGGAUAUGAAAAGGAUUAUGAAUGGAACAGUGAUAGUAUUGUCAAUGGAAACAGUGUCACUCAAAAAUGUUUUAAAAGCAACACGUCAUGGCAUACUGUGGCAAAUUUUCUCGAUAUUUUCUUCUUUGUUACAUUUCUAGUAAUUUCCGCAUGUAACAAAAUAGUGGCUUAUUUUGUAUUUACUUCAAAUAAAUAA